GGUGAAACACCAUUACAUAUAGCUUGUAUUAAGAAUGAUGUAAGAAGAGUCAAACAGUUACUAACAGUACCUGGUAUUAAUGUGAAUGCUGUAGAUAACUAUGGCUGGUCACCACUACAUGAAGCAUGUAAUCAUGGUCAUAUAGAGUGUGUGGAAUUAUUAUUAAAAUACUGUCCUGCUAAAACUGUUGAUUCCUACUUUAAUGGUAUAACACCGUUACAUGAUGCUGUAAUGACUGGAUGGACUGAUAUCUGUCAGUUAUUACUCAAAUAUGGUGGUAGGUACUGCUUAUCUAUGAGUUACAUUGUUUUGUGUAUCAUGCGGACUGAUAGCAAUGAUUUGCAGGAUUUUAAUAUACACUUAGCCUUCUGUAGUUUUUGA
Molecule: messenger RNA, 381 nt
Organism: Lottia gigantea (owl limpet)
Lineage: Eukaryota; Metazoa; Mollusca; Gastropoda; Lottiidae
Exons: 3
Biological process (GO): positive regulation of double-strand break repair
Molecular function (GO): protein binding
Source: RefSeq, a predicted model, not a curated record